AUGAAGCCAUCUCUUCUCUCUAUAAAGACAUCUAUGAAGCCAUCUCUUCUCUCUAUAAAAGAAUACUAUGAAGCCAUCUCUUCUCUCUAUAAAGACAUCUAUGAAACAACUGCUAAGCCAUCUCUUUCUCUCUAUAAAGACAUCUAUGAAGCCAUCUCUUCUCUCUAUAAAGACAACCAUGAAGCCAUCUCUUCUCUCUAUAAAUACAACUAUAAAGUCAUCUCUUCUCUCUAUAAAGACAUCUAUGAAGCCAUCUCUUCUCUCUAUAAAGACAACUAUGAAGCUAUCUCUUCUCUCUAUAAAGACAUCUAUGAAGCCAUCUCUUCUCUCUAUAAAGACAUCUAUGAAGCCAUCUCUUCUCUCUAUAAAGACAUCUAUGAAGCCAUCUCUUCUCUCUAUAAAGACAUCUAUGAAGCCAUCUCUUCUCCUCUAAAAAAGACAUCUAGCAAACCCAUCUCUUUCUCUCUAUAA
Molecule: messenger RNA, 471 nt
Organism: Acanthosepion pharaonis
Lineage: Eukaryota; Metazoa; Mollusca; Cephalopoda; Sepiida; Sepiidae
Source: the annotation of a GenBank genome assembly